CGUACCGGCCUAGGAAUGUUUUCAAGUAGAGUGAAGGCCGGAAGGAUGUUGCUUGACACCCAAAUAUUCUGUGUUUCUUUCUUACUGAGUAUAGUACGGAGUAUAUUAUUCUUUUCAACAGCAAAAAGCAUGGAAUUUGAUGUCCAAGUUUCAAUAACAACGCCUAAUCCGCCUUCUCAUCUUCAUAAGGUUAUUAGCGCCUUCAUCCCUCUUUUGUCCCCCCCUGCAGACCCGGGCUUCAUUUCGCGUCGGUUAAAAUAUAAAAGCAGGCCAGGUAUACAUGAAUAAGCCAAAGUUGGCAAGGGACAUAUUGAUUAUAAGGAGCAGAAAAACAUCAAAUCCGAAGAAAGCUCCACAAGAAGAAGCUAACGGAAGUCCAAAACACAGAAAGGUGAGACUAUCGUUGUGUUGCAAGAAAGGCAUGCGAAAGAGCGGAAGUAGAGAAACAGUUGUGCAGCAUGGCCCUGAGGAUAAAGAAAAAGUCGACUCAUUCCGUAAGUUUGUAUUCUGUGAUAAUUCCCUGAUGGUAGGGAAGGAACCCGGAGAUCAUACCCUCUUAAGGUUUCUUAGAAUGAGGAACUAUGAUAUGGUAAAAGCAAAAGAAAUGUUUCUGAAUUACCUCCAUUGGUGGGAUGAGUUUGGUGUUGAUGAAGUUUGCAAAGAUUUUAAGUUUGAUGAAUAUAAGGAGGUGAAAAGGUAUUACCCUCACGGCUUUCAUGGAGUAGAUAAAUAUGGUCGGCCAAUAUACAUUGAAAGGAUUGGAAUGGUAGAUAUCCAUCAGCUCUUUCAAGCGACAACAAUUGACAGAUUUGUGAAGUAUCACGUAAGCGAACAAGAAAAAACUCUGAAUUUGAGAUAUCCUGCUUGUUCCCUUGCUGCCAACAAGUUUAUAGCUUCCACUACAAGCAUCUUAGAUGUGAAGGAUGUGGGGAUGUCUCACUUUUCUAAACAGGCAAAAGAGAUGUUUAAGAAAAUCCAAAAGAUAGACAGCAGUUAUUAUCCGGAGACACUCCAUCGGCUUUUUAUAAUUAACGCAGGACCUGGGUUUAAACUCCUUUGGGCGGCAAUAAAGCGUUUUAUUGAAAACCGCACUUUGGUGAAGAUCAAAGUGCUGGGAAAGGACUACCUUAGUGACCUACUCGAAGAUAUUGACCCAAGCAAUCUUCCGAAAUUCUUUGGUGGUAACUGCACUUGCGGCGGUGGUGGCUGCUACGAUGAUCUCUGCCUCUUAAGUGACAAAGGACCCUGGAAUGAUCCUGAAAUCAUAGACGCCCUCAAGGUCAAGGCGGCGGAGGCGGCAGAGAUGGCGGAGAGUAAAGAUGUGAUGACGAUGCCCGUCCAAACACAAGCCACUGAUCCGCUCUUGGUGCUCAACAAAAUAGAUGCUCUCAUCAAUGAUGCAAAUGCAAAAAUGCAAACAAUGGAAGCUGCACUUCAGGAUGCCAAACUGGUCUUGCACGGACUUGUACAACAUGUUGAUGAUUUGAAGAAAAUGGUUCUAGUUACAAACAUCACGCCAUAACUUUUCAAAUUCUACCUACCUAUCCACCUAAGAGUUCGUUUGGAAUUCAGAUAUUGUCUGUAUAUAGAUAGUUUAUAUGUGUAGACAAAGUAUAUGAAUGGGGUACAUACAGAAGUGUACACUCAACAUUUUCAUAUAUUUUCAUAUUUUAAAUAAUUCCAUACUAAUACGUAUCAUUGGACAAAUUUGUCCACGAUUAAUUAAAGAAUAGUCAAUAUGACUAGCAUUAUACUACUCACAUUUUUAUAAUACGUGGAUGUAUGUAUAAAACUUAUAAUAAUCCUAACAAAACAAUUAUAAG
Messenger RNA from Cuscuta epithymum, 1823 nucleotides. Lineage: Eukaryota; Viridiplantae; Streptophyta; Magnoliopsida; Solanales; Convolvulaceae. The record is from the annotation of a GenBank genome assembly.